Molecule: messenger RNA, 3329 nt
Organism: Salmo salar (Atlantic salmon)
Lineage: Eukaryota; Metazoa; Chordata; Actinopteri; Salmoniformes; Salmonidae
Gene: slc16a4
Product: solute carrier family 16 member 4
Biological process (GO): monocarboxylic acid transport; transmembrane transport
Molecular function (GO): monocarboxylic acid transmembrane transporter activity
Source: RefSeq, a predicted model, not a curated record
GCUAAUGUUCCUCUGCAGUGGAUGGGAUGUCCCGUUAGCUGCAGAGAGAACACUGCAGUCAGCGAUUCCGCCUGGGCUGGCUGGCUGUCUGUGUCAACCUGCAGAAAGACUCACCCCAAUCUCCGACUCUGUAAUGCUUCUCAGUUUAUAGCCUAGCUCUACAUGAACCUACUGGCCAAGUCUUUUAGCAUGUUGUUUUGACAGCAGAGCAGACGUUUUUCUACGUUGGGAAGUUUUCAGAGAGAGCUCCACGUUUCAAUCACGUGUCAGUCCCUGUGGAGGGCGGCUUUGGUUCACGCGACCUCUCUCACUUCAUCGCCAAUGUGCUGUUGACUGUUGAGGUGCUGGAGUUUGAGUCGCAACUCCGAGGACGGAAUUCACACGCUUAACUCAACUUAUUAUGGCGCCUUCACCCGCAGUGCCAUCAAGUGAACGGGUCCUGUUCUGUAGAAUUAUAUGCAAAGGAAACUUCUCCAAGUAGCCCUCAUUUCAAGUGCACUAUCAAAAGGAUGGAUCGCGCACCUCAAGUGUAGGAAUCUCCAUCUCCUCGGGCGCAGAACACCACCUUUGUUUACUGAAGUUCCUAUGUAAAAUCAACAGGGAAAUUGGUUAGAAUCUGAUUGAAAAUUAAGGUUAACCUUGAGACAGCUGUAGAUUUAUCUCCCUAUCCACACACCAGAGGAAGACGCUACAAUACACAGUAGACACUUUUCAAUUCUCUGCUGCUGCUUCACAGUCCACCUUUCACCAUGCUAUCUAAAGAGCACAACAGCGAGCCCAAGGCUGCCAAGGUUAACCUGUUCAGUAGAAGUAAUACCUGUAUGAAGACUGAGGAUGAGAAGAAAGAGAAGGAGAUCCAAUAUGAAGACCCCCCGGAUGGUGGCUGGGGCUGGAUGGUCGUACUUCACUGCUUCCUGGUGAAUGUGCUGGUGAUGGGGACCCUAAAAAGCUUUGGGAUCUUCUUCGUGGCGUUCCAGGAUGAGUUCGGAGGGUCAGCAGAGAGUAUCAGCUGGAUCGGCUCCAUCAUGUCUAGCCUGCGGCUCUCAGGAGGUCCCCUGGCCUCUGUAGCUUGUGCGAAGCUGGGUAACAGAGUGACCUCUAUAGCCGGGGCUGUGCUGGUCAGUGUUGGCUUCCUCAUGAGUAUCUUUGCCACCAGCGUGGUAUUCCUCUAUAUCAGCAUGGGGCUGAUUGUAGGCCUUGGUUUUGCGCUCCUGUACCAAGCCACCUCAGUUGUCACGGCAACAUAUUUCCGUAAGAGGUUAGCGACGGCAUACUCCAUCGGAAGGUCUGGGAUGGGCUUGACCUUCGCCCUUGCCCCCUUCACUCAGCUGCUGCUGGAAAAGUACGCCUGGCAAGGAGCUCUGCUGAUCCUGGGAGGCCUGAUGUUGAACCUGGUGGCCUCUGGGAUGCUGCUAAGACCCAUCCACGUGAAGCCUGCACCACCCCCUUCCUUAUCCUCAUCUUCAUCCAUCCAAAAAAGCCCUCUGAUAGGUCCAGAGAAGGAGAAGGACCGCCCUCAGAAUGGAUGCUGCCUUAACGGAUCCACGCCGUUAACCAAUGGCAUCGCCAAAUCAGACUCUUCCCGUUCCAUUCCUCCACCCCUCCACUGGGACGCUGAGACCCAAGAGAAGGCCAUGACCCCUGGGCUGGGUCAGAGCAACCACGGCCACCCACCUCCACCAAACCCUGAACUGACCAAACGUGUCCAGAACAGGCAGGUGAACGGGAACGUUCAGGAGCAGUCCCCCACCACGUCACUCACAGACACCUCCAGUCCUGUGGAACAGAACGGUACCAUUAGCAUAAACGGUUCCGCUGUGGUUGGGUUCUCCUCGCCGAACAGCACCACCACCGUGGAUGACCCCAUCCCACCAUUCGUGAAAAACCGAGUCCUGGACUUCUCCCUGUUAAAGAACCCCUUCUUCUGCAUAUAUACCUGGUCCCUGGUGUUUAGCCAGCUGGCUUACUUCAUCCCCUACUUCCACCUGUCUGCCCGGGCAAGGAACCUGGGCAUCGACGCCAUGGACGCUUCCUUCAUCAUCUCUGUGGCAGGUAUCACAGAGACUAUAGCCCAGCUAGGCUCUGGUUGGCUAGCGGAUAAAAACCUGUUCCAUAAGUACCACUACCACAAGGCCUACCUGAUCCUGUGUGGAGUGGUCAACCUGUUUGCCCCGCUGGCUAACACCUACAUCCUGCUCAUGGUCUACGCUGUUUUCUUUGCCAUCUUCUGCGGUGGUUACAUGGCACUGUUACUGCCUGUCCUGGUGGACCUGGUAGGACAAGAAAAACUCAACAACUCCAUGGGAUUCUCUAUGUUCUUCGUAGGCCUCGGCUGUCUGACAGGACCUCCUCUCGCAGGUUUCCUGUAUGACUACACCCAGACCUAUGACUGCUCCUUCUACCUGGCGGGGGGGUGUUAUCUGCUGUCCUCUGUGUCUCUCUUCCUGGAGCCAGUGGCGAGGAGGUGGCAGAGCAGGAGGAAGAGACGCGAGGCCCGGAACGCAGACACCAGCUGGAAAACCAACGGCUGCUUCUGCCCCAAACCAGAGCUUCCUGUCCUGAAGAACAACAACGGCGUUGUCUAGAUGGUGGUUUCACCACAGCUUUCACAUUUGGUUCCUUGGAAGUUCUGAGAAUAUUGUAUGCAAAAUAACCAUAGGGCAAUCACCAUGCCUUAACAAUCACUACGGUCCUUAGAACGUUUUGAUCUAGCUGGGACAUUAUCGCACUCCCUAAGUCUACUUCAUCAAGCCUGGAAUCAAGGCUAUCUAGAUGGAGGGAGGGCAGGGUUGGCUUCCUGCUCUUAAUAAAUGCUAGACGCUUGACGAUUAUCCAAAGUGACUUACAGUACAGUGAGUACAGACAUUAUUAGUAUUUGGGAUCCCAGCGGGAAUCGAACCCGUGACCUUGCUAGAGCCAUUGCUCUUAUUAACUGAGCCACACAGAAUUGUGUAGAGGGAAGAAGGGCAGAGUUGGCUGCUUCCACCCUUUCUCUCACUCUCCUUAAUAAAACAAGCAUGGACCUCCAUGUGCCGACUGUGCCAGUUGGACCUCCAUGUGCCGACUGUGCCAGCUGGACCUAAGUUACCCAGCUUUUGGAUGGGCUGAAAUGACCGUGCUCCUUUGGAGAAAGCCAAGGAAUACCCAACUGACUGACUGGCAGGAUGGCUGGCUUGCUGACUGACUGGCAGGAUGGCUGGCUUGCUGACUGACUGGCUAGCUGACUGAUGGACUGGAUGACUGGCUAGCUGACUGAUGGACUGGAUGACUGGCUAGUUGACUGACGGACUGGAUGACUGGCUAGCUGACUGACUGGCUGGAUGACUGGC